AAUUGCAAGAAAUGGAGCCAAUCAAUUUACUAGUAGCUGUCUUCUUCCUAUAAAACUAGAGAAACAUGAUCCCCUCCUAAGCCACUUUAACUCCACCAAACAAUUAAGCACACAAACUUGUAUCUCUUUUCCUCCUUCUUCUCAAUCAUGGCAGCCGAUGCAGUUGUUUCAGCUGUGCUAGAAAAAUUGACUUCAGUUGCUCUAGAUGAAAUAGAGAAAGCGGUGAGACAAGUUAUCAAUGUUCGUGGAGAAGUGAACAAACUCAGUAGCAAUUUUCGAGCCAUCAAAGCUGUUUUGGAGGAUGCCGAGCGGCAGCAACUGGACAAGGGGAAGGCUGGUGUUCGAGAUUGGUUGGACAAGCUCAAGGACGUCUCUUAUGACAUUGAUAAUGCAUUGGAUGAGUGGAGCACUGCAAUUCACAAGUCAGAACUUGAACCGAAGCCGAAGGUAUGUUCCUUCGUCCCCUCUCCUUCCUAUUGCUUUAAUAGAGGGAAACUGCUUCUCAAAACUGCACACAAGAUACAAGAUUUGAAUAAGAGGUUGGAUGUUAUUGCAAUUGAGAAAGAAAGGUAUGGGUUUAAGGUAUUAAAUAGUGAAAAACCAAAACGUGAUGAAACCACUUCUUUCAUAAAUGUAGCAGAGGUGAUGGGUAGGGUUGAGGAUAAGGAGAGGAUAGUAAAUAUGUUGCUAAAUGAGGGUAGAAUUGAAGAAAUAGGAUCAAAACUUCAGAUGAUCUCCUUGGUAGGCAUUGGGGGGAUUGGGAAGACAACCCUUGCUAAACUAGCCUUUAAUAAUGAGAAAGUAAAGUCUCAUUUUGAAGCAAAAAUAUGGGUGUGUGUUUCUGAUACUUUCAGUGAGAUGAAAAUUGCCAAAGAUAUUCUUAAAUUUGUGAUUUGUAAUGCUGAUAAGGAUGUCAUUGAGAAAUUGCAUAAAUUGAAUUCUCCUUUUGAAGAAAUGGAUAAAUUGAGGGAUGCUAUUGUAGAAAUGGAGAAGUUGAGGGAUACUAUUGAAAGGUUAGACAAAUUGCAGGAUGUAUUGCCAUACCUUAAAACCUCAAUCGAGGGUAAGAAAUUCCUACUUGUCCUAGAUGAUGUGUGGACUGAAGAGUACGGAAAUUGGGAUCAACUGAGACACUUGUUGUUGAGUACUGGUUCCCAAGGAAGCAAGAUCUUAGUGACCACGCGUAAGGAGGGAGUAGCAAGAGUCAUGGGUUGUGAAUUGUUCAAAGUAGGAGAGUUAUCUGAAGAAGAAGGUUGGUCAUUUUUUAGUCAAAUAGCAUUUUUUGGGAGGUCUAAUGACGAUUGUAGAAAUUUGGAAGAAAUUGGUAGGAAAAUUGCAAACAAGUGCAAAGGCUUGCCACUGGCUUUGAAGACAUUAGGUGGCCUUAUGCGCUUGAAACAAAACAUAAUAGGAUGGCAAAGUGUGUUAGAAAGUGAAGUGUGGAAACUUAAAGAGGCUGAGGAAGGUCUUUUCCAUCCCUUAAUGUUUAGCUAUUUUGAUUUACCACCACACUUGAGGCAGUGUUUCUCAUAUUGUGCAAUCUUUCCAAAAGACUAUGUGAUAGAGAAAAAAAUGUUAAUCGAGUUAUGGAUGGCACAAGGUUUCCUUAGAGGGACUCAAGAUAUGGAGAUGGUAGGGGAAAACAACUUCAAUGACCUGUCAAUGCGCUUCUUAUUUCAAGAUUUUGAAAUGGAUGAAAAUGGUGGCAUUAUCAAGUGCAAAAUGCAUGACAUGGUGCAUGAUUUUGCUGUAUUUCUGACUAGAGGUGAGUGUUUGACAAUGGGAAGUAGUAGUAGUAUUCAAUGUUCCAAUGGCAGAACUCGUCAUUUUUUUUUUAUGAUGCAAACAGAAGAGACUACUGCAAUUCAGACUUGCACUAAAAACUUGCACACUUUGCUUAUUGAGUCAAAUGGAAGAAAUCCUAUUUCUCAUAUUGAAUUAUUGAAAUUGUUUGAUAGACUUAAAUGUCUCAGGGUAUUGAAAUGUUCAGAUUCUAGAAUUAAAAAGUGUCCAAAACAAAUAGGCAAAUUGAUACAUUUAAGGCAUCUUGACUUGUCAGAAAAUAGGGAGUUAAAGGAAUUGCCUAAGGCAGUAUGUGACUUGUAUAAUUUGCUUAUACUAGACAUUAGUGGAUGUUACAAACUUAAAAUACUUCCUCAUAGAAUGGGAAAUCUUAUCAACUUGUUGCAUCUUCGGAAUGAGAGGAUAGCUCUAAAUUUCAUGCCUAAAGGUCUGAAGAAAUUGACUAGUUUGAAAACAUUGAAUGUGUUUGUGGUGACUUAUAAAGGAGUUGCACUUAGUGAUUUGGGGAACUUGAAUCAUCUUUGUGGGACUCUUAGCAUAGGAGGAUUGGGAAGUGUUAGAGAUCAGAGGGAAGCAGAAAAGGCACAACUACAGAAUAAGAAGGGGAUUACUAAUUUGACUCUAAAAUUUGAUCUCAAUGGUUUGCCGGUGAGCCAAGCUAAUGAAUCACCAAGUAUUGUUUUUGAAGCCUUAAAGCUACCUUCAGAUUUGGAAACAUUAGAAUUACAUGGUUAUCAAAGCACAUUCUCUUUUAUUCAGCCCAGUUGGAUGGUGUCCUUAACCAAGCUGAAGGAACUUGUAAUUUUGAAGUUUGUAAAUGUUGAACAGUGGCCUCCCUUGGGGAAAUUGCCUUCUCUAGAAUCACUCGUGGUGAAUGGUAUGCAGAAAGUAAAAAAGGUGGGAGUUGAAUUUUUGGGGAUAGAAAUGUCUUUGUCUACAUCUUCAUCAUCCGUUGUUGCCUUCCCCAAUUUGAAGACACUGCAGUUUUAUUAUAUGAAUGAGUGGGAAGAGUGGGAAGAGUGGGAUUCUGGAAGCAGAGGAGAAAUCAUGCCACAUCUUUUUUCCUUGACAAUUCAUUAUUGUCCAAAGCUAAUGAAGUUGCCGGAUUAUAUUCUCCAAAAUACUACCCUGCAGAAAUUGAUAAUUAGUUAUUCAUCAGAUGCAGUCGUUUCAAAUCUAUUCAAAAAGGACUGCAAGCCCCAUAUCUCUCGCAUUUCUAACAUGGAUGUGGAAGGGGAAAAAGAAAUAGUGGGCCACACAAAUCCAAUUGUGUGGCCUAGCCCAAAUUGGAUAACUCCAUUAACCAACCUGAAGAACAUAGAGAUCAACCGCUGCAACGUGGAACAUUUACCUCCUUUGGGGAAAUUGCCUUCUCUAGAAUCACUCACGAUGAGUGGUAUGUGGGAAGUAAAAAAGGUGGGAGUUGAAUUUUUGGGGAUAGAAAUGUCUUUGUCUCCAUCUUCAUCAUCCGUUGUUGCCUUCCCCAAUUUGAAGACACUGCAAUUUAGUCUUAUGCAUGAGUGGGAAGAGUGGGAAGAGUGGGAUUAUGGAAGCAGAGGAGAAAUCAUGCCACGUCUUUCUUCUUUUAUAAUUUGUUAUUGUUCGAAGUUAAAGAAGUUGCCGGAUUAUAUUCUCCGAAAUACUACCCUGCAGGAAUUGAAUAUUUUUUAUUCAUCAGAUACAUUGAUUUCAAAUCUAUUAAAAGAGGAUUGCAGGCCCCAUAUAUCUUGCAUUUCUAACGUGGAUGUGGAAGGGGAAAAAGAAAUAGUGGGCUACACAAAUCCAAUUGUGUGGGCUGGCCCAAGUUGGAUAACUCCAUUAACCAACCUGAAGAACAUAGUGAUCCAGGGCGGCAACAUGGAACAUUUGCUUCCUUUGGGAAAAUUGUCAUCUCUAGAAUCACUCAAAGUAAGUUCUAAUGGCGUAGUGAAAAAGGUGGGAGUUGAAUUUUUGGGGAUAGAAACGUCUUUGUCUCCAUCUUCAUCAUCCGUUUUUUCCUUCCCCAAUUUGAAGUCACUGGCAUUUCAGGCGAUGGGAGAGUGGGAAGAGUGGGAUUAUGAAAGCAGAGGAGAAGAGGAUAUCACAAUCAUGCCACGACUUUCUUCCUUGACAAUUAGAUUUUGUCGGAAGUUAAAGAUGUUGCCGGAUUAUAUUCUUCAGAGUACUACCCUGCAGGAAUUGACAAUUUUCAACUGUUCAAUUAUUUCAAAACGCUGCAAAGAAGACUACCAGCCCUUUAUCGACCGCAUUCCUCACUCCGAAGUGCAAGACUAGGACUAGGGAGUCAGACUCGGACUUUGAGUAACUCGCAAAAAAGAAAGGUACUGUCUAAUUUUGCUUUGCUCAGUGUCCUUACCCUAUUUGAUUUUGUUUGUUGGUAAGCAACGGGGCGAAAACCCAUUAAUUACCCAUACACAUUCAAAUAAUAAUAUUAAACCAAGCAAAUUACUAGUAAAUAUAGAAGUUGAUAUUUUUGCAUUCUUUUUCUUUCUUUAAAAAAAUUUGCCAUUUUAU
Molecule: messenger RNA, 4317 nt
Organism: Rubroshorea leprosula
Lineage: Eukaryota; Viridiplantae; Streptophyta; Magnoliopsida; Malvales; Dipterocarpaceae
Source: the annotation of a GenBank genome assembly